Molecule: messenger RNA, 672 nt
Organism: Bacillus rossius redtenbacheri
Lineage: Eukaryota; Metazoa; Arthropoda; Insecta; Phasmatodea; Bacillidae
Gene: RpL12
Product: large ribosomal subunit protein uL11
Exons: 6
Coding region: 122-619 (165 amino acids)
Biological process (GO): translation
Cellular component (GO): cytosolic large ribosomal subunit; ribosome
Molecular function (GO): structural constituent of ribosome; large ribosomal subunit rRNA binding
Source: RefSeq, a predicted model, not a curated record
CUUCCGUAAGCUUUCUUCUGUUACCAAGUACAUUUGUGAAACGUGGUGCGUGUUCUAGUUAAAAUCCGAAGGGAUCUCGUAUAGUAUCGUAAUAUUGCAAGUUCUUUAAAGUUGUGUAACAAUGCCUCCAAAAUUUGACCCAAACGAAGUGAAAGUUGUGUUCUUGAGGUGUGUGGGUGGAGAAGUUGGAGCAACCUCAUCCCUUGCCCCUAAGAUAGGACCUCUGGGCUUGUCUCCCAAGAAGGUGGGCGAUGACAUAGCCAAGGCGACGUCUGACUGGAAAGGCCUGAAGAUCACAGUGAAGCUGACGAUCCAGAACAGGCAGGCGGCCAUAUCUGUUUGCCCCUCCGCGGCCUCCCUCAUCAUCAAGGCACUGAAGGAGCCGCCCAGAGACAGGAAGAAGCAGAAGAACAUUAAGCACAGCGGGAACCUCUCGUUCGAUGACGUAGUCAGCAUAGCCAAAACCAUGCGGGACAGGUCAAUGUCCAAGAAGAUGGAAGGCACUGUCAAGGAGGUACUGGGAACGUGUCAGUCGGUGGGUUGCACUAUCGAAGGGAAGAACCCACAUGAUGUCAUUGACCAGAUCAACAAUGGCGAGAUAGAAGUUCCAGAAGAUUAAUUAAUAGUUCACCAUUUGUACCAGUAUUGAAAUAAAUAUACUUCAAAAUAUCA